AUCCUGAAUCAGCCGGUUCUCUCCAUCAUCAUCUACUCGUUUCCCGGAUCCGAUCAACCUUCGAAGGAAAAACAGAGAUCCUAAUCCAGGCGAAGGAUACCGUUAUUCGGAUCACCGCACCGUGUAGCCUCGCAUCCAAACAAGGAGUUGCAAGCGCCAUGGCUUCGGGUUUCAGCGGCGACGAGACUGCUCCUUUCUUCGGUUUCCUUGGAGCAGCGGCCGCCCUCGUCUUCUCAUGCAUGGGUGCUGCAUAUGGGACAGCAAAGAGUGGGGUUGGGGUGGCAUCCAUGGGUGUGAUGAGGCCGGAGCUUGUCAUGAAGUCCAUAGUUCCAGUGGUUAUGGCUGGAGUUUUGGGGAUAUAUGGGUUAAUUAUAGCUGUUAUCAUCAGUACUGGAAUCAACCCGAAAGCCAAGUCAUACUAUCUCUUUGAUGGUUAUGCCCAUUUAUCAUCGGGUCUUGCUUGUGGACUCGCUGGCCUUUCUGCUGGGAUGGCCAUUGGGAUCGUCGGCGAUGCUGGUGUCAGGGCAAACGCUCAGCAACCGAAGCUCUUUGUGGGAAUGAUUCUUAUCCUGAUCUUUGCCGAAGCUCUUGCCCUCUACGGUCUCAUCGUCGGUAUCAUCCUCUCAUCCCGAGCUGGACAAUCCCGUGCCGACUGAUGAAUCAAAUCUAUUUGCUUAUUGUCGCAUUCCUGAUCAUCCAAGCAUUUGUUUUCCACCGGAAUUUGUUCAUGUUUUGGCGUACUCAUUGUAUUUUAUGUAUCUUUUACCCUUUUGGAGUUGAGGUUUGAUGAAUAAACAGAAAGAAACCAUUGUUAGAUUAAGGAUUCAGAUCUGAUCUUUUACCACCA
This is a messenger RNA of Tarenaya hassleriana, 847 nucleotides long. RefSeq names its product V-type proton ATPase 16 kDa proteolipid subunit-like. The coding region runs from base 159 to 656 and encodes 165 amino acids. The record is from RefSeq and is a predicted model, not a curated record. NCBI's taxonomy places the organism in Eukaryota, Viridiplantae, Streptophyta, Magnoliopsida, Brassicales, Cleomaceae. Gene Ontology annotation, cellular component: proton-transporting V-type ATPase, V0 domain. Gene Ontology annotation, biological process: proton transmembrane transport. The transcript is spliced from 3 exons. Gene Ontology annotation, molecular function: proton-transporting ATPase activity, rotational mechanism.